Molecule: messenger RNA, 9220 nt
Organism: Nycticebus coucang (slow loris)
Lineage: Eukaryota; Metazoa; Chordata; Mammalia; Primates; Lorisidae
Gene: ABCC6
Product: ATP binding cassette subfamily C member 6
Exons: 31
Coding region: 125-4633 (1502 amino acids)
Biological process (GO): transmembrane transport
Cellular component (GO): membrane
Molecular function (GO): ATP binding; ATP hydrolysis activity; ABC-type transporter activity
Source: RefSeq, a predicted model, not a curated record
UCAAAUCCCGGCCACAUCUGCCCUGACCCGCCACUUCCCUGGCCAGGAGCGCGGCCGAGGAGGCUGUCCAGGGGGUGAACGACAGACCCACGCUGGGACCACCGGACCUGACGGACGGCGCCCGAUGGCCGCGCCGGGCGAGCUCUGCGCUGGGCCGGGGGUCUGGAACCAGACAGAGCCCGAACCUGCUGGUGCCAGCCUGCUGAACCUGUGCUUCCUGAGAAUAGCAGGGGUCUGGGUGCCCCCCGUGUACCUCUGGGCCCUGGGCCCCGUCUACCUCUUCUACAUCCACCGCCAUGGCAGGGGCUACAUCCAGAUGUCUCCCCUCUUCAAAGCCAAAAUGGUGCUUGGGUUCACCCUCAUAGUCCUGUGCACCUCCAGCGUGUCUGUCGCUCUCUGGAAAAUCCAGCGAGGAACGCCCGAAGCCCCGGAAUUCCUCAUCCACCCUACGGUGUGGCUCACCACAAUGAGCUUAGCUGUGUUCCUGAUUCACACCGAUAGAAAGAAGGGAGUCCAGACAUCCGGGAUGCUGUUUGGGUACUGGCUGCUCUGCUUUCUCUUGCCAGCUACCAGCGCUGCCCAGCAGGCCUCAAGAGGGGCCUUCCAGAGUGACCCCAUCCGCCACCUGUCCACCUACCUGUGCUUGUCUCUAGUGGUGGCCCAGUUUGUGCUAUCCUGUCUGGCAGAUCAACCUCCUUUCUUCCCUAAAGACUCACAACAGUCCAAUCCCUGUCCAGAGGCUGGAGCCUCUUUCCCCUCCAAGGUUACUUUCUGGUGGGUUGCUAGGCUGGUCUGGAGGGGCUACAGGAGGCCACUGGGGCCAAAAGACCUCUGGUCACUUGGGAAAGAAAACAGCUCAGAAGAACUCGUUUCCCAGUUUGAAAAGGAAUGGACCAGGAACCGCAAUGCAGCCCAGUGGCACACCAAGGCAACGGCAUUUAAAAGGAAAGAAGGUGGUGUUGUGGAGGCCCCAGAGACAGAGGCCUUCCUACAGCAGGAGAAGAGCCGGCGGGGGCCACUGCUGAGGGCCACCUGGCAGGUGUUCCGUUCUACCUUCCUCCUGGCAACGCUCAGCCUUGUCAUCGGUGAUGUCUUCAGGUUUGCUGUCCCCAAGCUGCUCAGCCUUUUUCUGGCGUUUAUUGGUGACCCCGAGCCCCCUGCCUGGAAGGGCUGCCUCCUCGCAGUGCUAAUGCUCCUCUCAGCCUGCCUGCAGACGCUGUUUGAGCAGCAGCACAUGUACAGGCUCCGGGUGCUGCAGAUGCGGCUGCGGACGGCCCUCACUGGCCUGGUGUACCGAAAGGUCCUGGCUCUGUCCAGCAAUUCCAGAAAGGCCAGCACAGUGGGCCAUGUGGUCAACCUUGUGUCGGUGGACGUGCAGAGGGUGACAGAGAGCAUCAUCUACCUCAAUGGGCUGUGGCUGCCUGUCAUCUGGAUCGUGGUCUGCUUCGUGUAUCUUUGGCAGCUCCUAGGCCCCUCCGCCCUCACUGCCAUCGCUGUCUUCAUGAGCCUGCUCCCUCUGAACUUCUUCAUCACCAAGAAGAGGAACCAUCAUCAGGAAGAGCAAAUGAGGCAGAAGGACGCGAGGGCCCGGCUCACCAGCGCCAUCCUCAGGAACAUGAGGAUCCUCAAGUCCCAUGGCUGGGAGGAAGCCUUUCUGCAGAGAGUCCUGUGCAUCCGGGGCAGGGAGCUGAGUGCUCUGAAGACCUCCGGCCUCCUCUUCUCUGUGUCGCUGGUGUCCUUCCAAGUGUCCACGUUUCUGGUCGCCCUGGUUGUGUUUGCUGUGCACACGCUGGUGGCCGAGGAGAACGCCAUGGACACAGAGAAAGCCUUUGUGACCCUCACUGUUCUCAACAUCCUCAACAAGGCCCAGGCGUUCUUGCCUUUCUCCAUCCACUCUGUCGUCCAGGCCCGAGUGUCCUUUGACCGUCUGGCUGCCUUCCUCUGCCUGGAAGAAGUUGACCCUAGUGCCGUGGAUUCGAGUCCCUCUGAGUGCUCUGCUGGGAAGGAUUGCAUCACUGUACAAGAUGGUACCUUCACCUGGUCCCAGGAAAGCCCUCCCUGCCUCCACAGGAUAAAUCUCAGCGUGCCCCAGGGCUGUCUGCUGGCUGUCGUUGGUCCUGUGGGGGCAGGGAAGUCCUCCCUGCUCUCUGCACUCCUUGGGGAGCUGUCAAAGGUAGAGGGGUCCGUGAGCAUCAAGGGUCCCGUGGCUUAUGUGCCCCAGGAAGCCUGGGUCCAGAAUACCUCUGUGGUGGAGAAUGUGUGCUUCGGGCAGGAGCUGGACCCACCGUGGCUAGACAGAGUGUUGGAGGCCUGUGCCCUGUGGCCAGAUGUGGGCAGCUUCCAUGCAGGAGUCCACACCUCGAUUGGGGAGCAGGGCAUGGCUCUUUCGGGAGGCCAGAAGCAGCGGCUGAGUCUGGCCCGGGCUGUGUACAGAAAGGCUACUGUCUACCUGCUAGAUGACCCCCUGGCAUCCCUGGAUGCCCACGUUGGCCAGUAUGUCUUCAACCACGUCAUUGGGCCCAGUGGGCUGCUCCAAGGAACAACACGGAUUCUCGUGACUCACACACUCCACAUCCUGCCCCAGGCUGAUUGGAUCGUGGUUCUGGAAGGUGGAGCAAUUGCAGAGAUGGGUUCCUACCAGGAGCUUCUGCACAGGAAGGGGGCCCUGGUGCGCCUUCUGGAUCAAGCUAGACAGCCAGGAGAUAAAGGAGAAACAGAACCGGGUAGCAGUGCUGAGGACCCUGGAGGCGUCUCUGUAGGCAGGAGGCCCAAGGCCAGACCGGAGAGGUCCAUCAAGUCCAUCCCUGAGAAGGACAGCACCUCUUCAGAAGCCCAGACAGGAAUUCCUCUAGAUGACCCUGAUGUGGCCAGAAAGCCAACAGGAGAGGACAGUACCCAGUACGGCAGGGUGAAGGCUGCCACGCACCUGACCUACCUGCGGACUAUAGGCACCCCCAUCUGCCUCUAUGCACUCUUCCUCUUCCUUUGCCAGCAAGUGGCUUCCUUCUGCCGCGGCUACUGGCUCAGCUUGUGGGCGGACGACCCCACCGUGGAUGGGCGGCAGACGCAGGCAGCCCUGCGUGGCGGGGUCUUCGGGCUCCUCGGCUGUCUCCAAGCCAUUGGGCUGUUUGCCUCCAUGGCCAUGGUGCUCCUAGGUGGGGUCCGGGCAUCCAGGCUGCUCUUCCAGAGGCUCCUGUGGGACGUGAUGCGAUCUCCCAUCAGCUUCUUUGAACGGACACCCGUUGGCAACCUACUGAACCGCUUCUCCAAGGAGACAGACAUGGUGGACGUGGACAUCCCAGACAAACUCCGGUCCUUGCUGACUUACGCCUUUGUACUCCUAGAAGUCAUUGUGGUGGUGGCGGUGGCCACCCCGCUGGCCAUCCUGGCCAUUCUGCCACUGUUGCUCCUCUAUGGUGUUUUUCAGAGCCUGUAUGUGGCCAGCUCGUGCCAGCUGAAACGCCUGGAGUCAGCUGGCUACUCAUCUGUGUGCUCCCACAUGGCGGAGACGUUCCAGGGCAGCGCAGUGGUCAGGGCGUUCCGAGCCCAGGGCCGCUUUGUGGAUGAGAACGAUGCUCGCGUGGAUGAAAGCCAGAGGGUCAGUUUCCCACGACUGGUGGCUGACAGGUGGCUCGCUGCCAAUAUGGAGCUCCUGGGGAACAGCCUAGUGUUCGUGGCUGCCAUCUGUGCCGUGCUGAGCAAGGCCCACCUCAGUGCUGGCCUCGUGGGCUUCUCUGUAUCUGCUGCCCUCCAGGUGACCCAGACGCUGCAGUGGGCUGUUCGUAGCUGGACAGACCUGGAGGGCAGCAUCGUGUCAGUGGAGCGGAUGAAGGACUAUGCACGGACGCCCAAGGAGGCCCCCUGGAGGCUGCCCACCUGUGCAGCUCAGCCCUUCUGGCCUCAGGAUGGGGAGAUCGAGUUCCAGGGCUUUGGGCUCAGAUACGGACCUGAGCUCCCGCUGGCCAUACAGGACGUGUCCUUCAAGAUCCACGCAGGAGAGAAGGUGGGCAUUGUUGGCAGGACCGGGGCUGGGAAGUCCUCCCUGGCCGGGGGUCUACUGCGGCUCCAGGAGGCCACUGAAGGGCAAGUCUGGAUUGAUGGGGUCCUCAUUGCCAACGUGGGGCUGCACACGCUCCGGUCCAGAAUCACCGUCAUCCCCCAGGACCCCAUCCUGUUCCCCGGCUCUCUGCGGAUGAACCUGGACCUGUUACAGGAGCACACGGAUGAAGCCAUCUGGGAGGCCCUGGAAACCGUGCAGCUCAAAGCCGUGGUGGCCAGCCUGCCUGGCCAGUUGCAGUACACGUGCACCGAGCAAGGCGAGGACCUAAGCGUGGGUCAGAAGCAGCUCCUGUGUCUGGCACGUGCCCUUCUCCGGAAAACCCAGAUCCUCAUCCUGGACGAAGCCACAGCGGCCGUGGACCCGGGCACCGAGCUGCAGAUGCAGGCCUCCCUCGGGCGCUGCUUUGCCCAGUGCACUGUGCUGCUCAUCGCCCACCGCCUGAGCUCCGUGAUGGACUGCAUGCGGAUACUGGUCAUGGACAAGGGGCAGGUGGCAGAGAGUGGCAGCCCGGCCCAGCUGCUGGCCCAGAAGGGCCUGUUCUAUAGGCUGGCCCAGGAGUCAGGCCUGGCCUGAGCCAGGCCCCUCCACCGACCCCCACUGCCCGGACAGCCUGCAGCACCCUGGAGAUGCAAGUGACCCGGACGGCUUGGGAGGCUCCACACGAUGUUGAGUCUACACCCCUCUUUACUCCCUGGGAGGAAAAUGGCAGAGAAAGUGGCUGGUUAUCACAGAGCAUCAGACCCCAAAACACAGGGCCCACCCAGCCCUGUCCACCUUGGAGCCAGUGUCACAGCAGCCCUCAGCCCUGCCUGCCCCUGGACUCCCAGGCUCCCCUCCCACCCAUUAAGUUAGGAUGCCUAGGGCUAGGGACAGCCACCGCAUGUGUGCUUUUUAUAGUUUCACAUUUCAUUUUGGGCUAAUUUUAAAGAACAAAUAAUUCGGGGAGACCUUUAGCCCCUUAGCCCAUUUCUCCCAAAGGUAACAUCUUGUAAAACUCUAGUCAGUAUCACCACCAGGAAAGAUAUGGACAUUGACACAAUUUGUAAUACCAGUCGUGUUCAGAUUUCCCACCUGAGUUCAUUUGUGUGUGCUUAAUUCUAUAUAGUUCUAUCACACAUUUGUGUAUCCACCACAGUGAGGGCACACGGUGGUCCCCAGUGGGUCCCCCCAGCACCUGCUGAUCAGGUGUCUGCCAUGGCGUUAAAGCUCCCCUGUCUGAUUUCAGGGUGGAGGGGGAGUGGGAGAAUUGGGGCACAGGGACUGAGAACUACUGCCUGCACCCACCCCUUAUCCCCCACCCCCAAGGGCUCCAAGGAGACACACAGCCAGGUGCCCACACCAAGCAUGGUGCAAUCUGGGCAUCGGCAAGUAUCACGUGAGUGUUCCGUUCCCAACACUGGGAGGAGCCAGGACUCUGUGGCCCCUGGGACUUGGCACAUGUCAUGCAGCUUCCUGGGGAGCCCCAGCAGCCAGUGUUUCUGUUCACACUUCUGCUGCAGGUGCCGUGCGGUCGGGACAGACCCGGCUGAAGUGGGGGAAUUCCUUCUUCGUGCCUGUUUGUGACAAUAGUCAGAAAGCCAACACUGGACUCACAUAGCCAGCUGUAGGAACCAGAGAGAGGAACAAAGAGCCUAAGAGAGCCACACCUAAGGUCACUCAGACCGCUGUGUGAGACAGGGCAGUGUGAGACAUCAGCUUUCUCACCCUUAACACUGUUGUCAUGUGGGGCCGGAUAACUCCUUGCUGUGGGGGCCUGUCCUUUGCGUGGCUGGACGCUCAGCACCAUCCCUGGCCUCUAGCCACUGGGUGCUAGUAGCAGACUCCACAGACCUUGUAGUUGUGACCGCGGAGAUCAAAGCACCUGGUUCACAAUCACUGGUCGGGCGGUGCCUGUGGCUCAACGGGGUAGGGCGCUGCCCCAUAUGCUGGAGGUGGUGGGUUCAAACCCAGCCCCAGCCAAAAAAAAAAACCGCAAAAAAAAAAAAAGAGAAUCACUGGUCAACCGGCCCCACUGCCAUGGAUAACCUAGGGCAGCAGUUGUGCUGGUGCGGGGGUCAGGGAAUGGAUACCCACCUGCUAUCCAGAACGCAGGGCCUGCUGUGCCCCAGCCAGGUCAGGGGGACUUUGAUAGCCCAUCCUGACAGAGGGAUGUGUGAUCCCCUCUUGGGCCCAGGGUAAUCUAACUCUAAUCACAGCUUCCAUCUCCUUUGGCCAAAAUACGGCCAGCAGCUCACAUGGGUACCUUUGAAGUGAGCCCUCACUGCCCCCAACGGUGCUCCAAAGCCUGGGCCCAAGGUGCUUACCUCUUAUUGGCCCCAUUCUACAGGGGAGGAAACCGAGGCUCAGAGAGUUGACAUGACUUGCCAAAGUCACCUGCUAGUAAGUGGCAGAGUGGGGACCUACUCCUGGGUUUAUCUAAUGCCACAGCGUUGUCCAUCCUUUAGAGAAAGAGAAGGAUGUCUCUGCCCCCAGUCUCCUCUGCAGAGAGAUCACAAGCAGAGGCUGCCGGGCUUGACAAACUCAGCUGGGGUUGCUCCCGGGCCACCAGAGCCUCUUUCUUUCUUUUGUUUUUUUUUGAGACAGCCUCAAGCUGUCACCCUGGGUAGACUGCGGGCAUCACAGCUCACAGCAACCUCCAACUCCUGGGCUCAAGCGAUUCUCCUGUCUCCACCUCACAAGUAGCUGGGACUACAGGCGCCCACAACGCCUGGGUAUUUUUUGGUUGCAGCCAUCAUUGUUGUUUGGCGGGCAGGGCUGGAUUCGAACCUGCCAGCUCAAGUGUAUGUGGCUGGUGCCUUAGCUGCUUGAGCCACAGGCGCCAAGCCAGAGCCUCUUUCAUAGACCAGCAUUGGCCAGAGAGCAGAGAAUGGGCCACGGGUGGCCAGCACAUGGGAGCUAGUGCCCAAGAUACCUGCUAACAAGAUUGCUGUUGGACCCACAUCACAGUGGCCUGGAUGCCAGCCAGCAAGGCCCAGCAGGCAGGAGGAACACAGGUGAGACCCAGCAAAACUGUAGACACUUUCCUCAGCCAGUGCUGCUCCAGUGGGCCCUUUAUCCUCACCACUGUCACCGUGUCACUGCAAACACAUAACUGUAUGCCCCAGAUGCUGCUCUACACACCUACAACAGGUCAUCUGGUUGACUCUCACAACCAGAGGAGAAAGGCACCAUCAACUGGGCCACUUUAAUGAAGAGGAGGCUACCAUCAGGCCACCUUCAUGGAUGUCCUAUGAUUAGGCCAUUCAGCCCCCCCGGACAGAUGAGAAAACCGAUCACGUAACCAGGUGUCUUCCCCGCCUAGGUCAUUGGGUUUCAGAGCCCUUGACCUUAUCAUCAGGCCACGUGGCCUCUUCUUGAGCUCUAGGCUGUCAGCUCACUGCGAAAAACUGACUCCUGCUCUAGAAUCCCACCAUGAGGACGAAAGUAGGGAGGGGCUCCCUUUCUUCCCUGAGCUGAGGGAGCCUGACAUGGUGCACAGCUCAGAGACUCAGUCAGUGUGGAUUAUGUGACGGAGAAGGGGAGGGACAGAUGAAUGACCACCACGUAUGAAGGAGUCCUCAGGGCCAGGCCUGGUGCUGGGUGCCUUUCCUGACCUACUUUUGUCCUCACAACCACCUGGCAGGAGGAUGAAAUAGCCCUGGCUGAACUGACAGGAAACCACAGCUCUGGGAAGGCCAGUUCCACCAGGAGGCCCCUGUGAUUCCACCCUUAGCACGGGCUCUGUCCCCAGCAAGGCAGCCAGUCGCCAGUGCGUGCUGUGUGCCUGUGCUCUCACGGCAGGACCUCAGCACUCAUGGAGCUGCCAGCCAUUCCGAAACAGGGAAGAGGACCUUUGAAAAGCAGCAUGAAGACCAUGGGGGCCAGAGAUGGCAGGAAGCCAGGUGGUGCAGAACUUGCCCUGGUAGCAGUACUGGCUGCUACUCUGCGGCAGGGACAUGGGGGAUGUGAUUUGAGAGCUGUGAGGGAGGGACACAGGGGAUGUGAGGCAAGAGCUGUGUGUUUUGAAGGGAUCCCUAUGGCUGCCAAGUCGAGAACAGACUGAGGGUGGCUGGGGGCUGGCUAGGGGCAGGGGCACCCAGCUGCCCCACCCAGCACACACCAGGUGGAGCUCUCAGAGACUCGCUCAGGACCUGACCCAGGAUUCUAAUCCUCAGAGUCAGGCUCUGAGACAGAAAUAAACAUCUCACAUCUAAUAUGAAGCCGCCUUGGCUGGCAGAUCCACAUACUAAUUCCAAGUCAUGGCCUCACUGGCUUUUAACUGAGCUUCAUUGUACUAUAGUCUCUGACUUCUACCAGGGACAGCAGCACUUGAGAGACAGCUUCCAGCACUCAAUGUUCCCCCGUUUGUGUACCUGGUGCAUGGUUUUAGGGUUUGGCUGAAAUGGUGGCUCCCCAAACACAGGCAUUCCUCACUACCCUGACUCACCCAAUUCAAAGCCAGAAAUCAAACACGUUAGUCUCACUAUCCCACUAUCUAAAACUUAGAGAGCCCACCAAUUCGGACAGGGAGAAAGACUUCCCUUUCACACGCUGCCCUGCACCCCCAGCGUCCUCUGUGGUUUGGCUGAGGCCACGUGACUCCUUUUGGCCCAUGGACCUCACUUCCUGUCUGAGUGGCCCAUUAUCCUGCCCCCACUGUGGGGGACCUGCAAGCCAGCCGCCGUUGGGAGAUCAGUAUAGUCCAGAUCGGUGGCCCUGUGGAAAGCAGCUGCCCUAGAGAGGCGCCUGACCCUCACCAAGAACUGCAUGAGUGAGAAAUAAACCCAUGUUCAUCUCCCAAGACUUUAAAAGGCCAACUGGUUAAUGAAGCACAGCCUCACCUAUCUUGAUGCAAAGGGACUUUCAAGAGUCAUUCUGGGCACAAGUGAUUGGUGACUCACCUUUGUCCUAGAACUGGACCUAGGCUACAUGUACCACACACAUCACAGCUCAAUUUUGUAAUAACCCAGGGGCUAGGAUCAGCCUGGUUUUACAACCAGAGUAACUGAGGCACCAAGGCUACAUGACAAGGGUCGCAUGGCCAGCAAAGGGCAAGAACAGGACUCAAACAUGGGUCUAUCUGACCCUGAGGCCCUGGCUGUGUCCACCUUGCCAGUGUGCUGUCUCCCCACUAAGCCCCACCUGACCCUUGACCUUUACACUCCCGGUUACUGGCAAUGG